Messenger RNA from Bolinopsis microptera, 714 nucleotides. RefSeq names its product tubulin-folding cofactor B-like. Gene Ontology annotation, biological process: tubulin complex assembly; cytoplasmic microtubule organization; post-chaperonin tubulin folding pathway. Gene Ontology annotation, cellular component: microtubule plus-end; cytoplasm; nucleus. The transcript has a single exon. NCBI's taxonomy places the organism in Eukaryota, Metazoa, Ctenophora, Tentaculata, Lobata, Bolinopsidae. Bases 1 to 714 code for a protein of 237 amino acids. Gene Ontology annotation, molecular function: alpha-tubulin binding; microtubule plus-end binding. The record is from RefSeq and is a predicted model, not a curated record.
AUGGCAGCUAUAGUAACCAACCCUGACUUCCUCAAGCUCAGCAUCACCAGCGCAGUAUCUCCUAUGGCUACAGAGAAGCGGUUCCCUUCACACAUCACCGUCAGAGAGCUCAAGGGAAAACUUGAAAUGAUCACCGGAGCAUCUAUGAACUCGAUGAAAAUAGAAAUAUUCAACGACCUAAACAAGUCAAUCGGGAAGCUUACAGACGACGAUGCUAUUUUGAAGAAUGUUUUGCCAUCUGAUGUGAGGUUACAUAUCACAGACCCUACAGCGGCUAAUUUCCAGGAUACUAGCGCUGUUGAGAAAUACGAGCUGUCGAAGGAGGAGUACGACCAGAAGGAGGAUACUGUCCAGGCUUUUAAGAAGCGCAAUAAACUUGGAAGGUUUAACCCUGAGGUACAAGCAAAACUGGCGGCUCAAUCGGAGGAGAACAAGGAGAGGGCCUCAAAGAUGAACAUCGGUGACAGAUGUGAAGCACGCACUCCAAAACAACCACCCCGACGUGGACAAGUCAUGUUUGUGGGAGAGGUGGAGUUUAAGGACGGUCACUGGGUUGGGAUCAAGUUUGAUGAGCCCGUGGGAAAACACGACGGAGUGGUGGAGGGAAAGAGAUACUUCAAGUGUGAGAAUAAGUACGGUGCAUUCCUCCAGCCCAGGAUGGUGGAAGUUGGAGAUUUCCCUCCUGAAAUGGACUUUUCUGAUGAUGAGAUCUGA